GAUAACAAAAAGCACACAAGCUUCCACACAAACAAAAUGGCAGUCAGCACUGCCUUGGGACUGCAGGGGGCUUCCCUGUUCUUGCCAUUACUCCUGUUUGGCUUUUUCUUCCAAUGUACUGAAGGAGCGGAAGACUGCAAGAUUGGAAAAUACGAUCUAACAGAUUUGCAUGCAUUCAGCCCCUGGUUUUCUGUUAACGAUUAUACAAAUGCAACGUUCAGCAUCAGUCUAUGCAGCAAACUUCCUCAAGACACCUCAGAUGGUGCCCAUAACUGCCCUGAUGGAACAGCUGUAUGUGCUGUCCUGCGUAAUGGAACAGCUGUUGCCUAUGGAAAAUAUACCAGCGAUCCAGAAAUAUCUGAAGAUGGGACUGAGACGGAACUGAUGGUUAUGUUCAAGGGAGAGGAAUGUCCCAUGGCAGAAGGGGCCGUCUACUCAACAAUAUUCCAUUUCAGAUGCGGCAAGACCAUGGGAUAUCCACGAUACUUGGGCGACCUUGGCUGCUCAGUCAACUUUGAGUGGGACUCGUAUAAGUUUUGUAGUGACCUACCGACUCCGCAGAAAGAGGUACCAUGUACGCUUGUCAAAAAUGGCAGUCUGAUUGAUCUUUCUCCCUUGACCAAAAUUAGUGGUGGUCACCUGGUAGAUGAGUAUCAAAACAGAAAGAUCUUCAUCAAUGUUUGCAGGGAUAUUAUCAAAGGGAAAGAAACGUCGGAUGGAAGUGAGCACUGUCCUGAGGGCUCUGCCUCGUGCCGAGUUAUUGGUGACGAGGGCAAGAGCUUUGGCCAGGCACUGAAGAAAAUGGAGCCCAUGGACGAUGGGGUGAAACUGGAGUAUGUCAGUUCUGAGGUACCUCCUGGCUGCCCGGGGAAGCCUUCCACAACUGUACUCUUCCGCUGUCCACAAAGAGGAGGGAGCCGAGACCCCGUGCUGCUGAGUGACUUCCUGGUGAGCUGCGACCUGGAGAUUGAGUGGGUCACGGAGUACGCCUGCCCGGUGGAGCAUGUUGUCAGCAAUACCUGUCAGCUGACCAUGGAACAACAUGAUGUAGCUAUUGACCUGUCGCCUCUUAAAGCUGCCCAGUUCAGCAGAGAUGUGUAUAGGGUAAACAACACUGAUGGCAGGGAUAAAUACACAUACUACAUCAAUGUCUGUGACUCACUCGGGACUCAGUGCGGUAACCAGUCAGUUCCAGGUCUAUCCUCUGUCUGUCAGCGCAAAGAUAGUGAUUCUUUGUUUGCCAGGAGCUGUGGACAGAACAGAUUUAUGCAGCUGAGAUAUGCCGACAGGAAAUUGACCAUGAUCAUGAGAAAUGGCGACAAAUGUCACACAAAUUUCAGACGUUCAACCAUGAUUGAAUUUUACUGCAACAAAACUGCUGAAAAUGAUGGUCAUGGAUACCCGGAGUUUGUCAGGCAUGAAAACUGCAGCUAUUUCUUCGAAUGGGGCACCAAAUAUGCCUGUUUCGAUCAGGUACAGGACGGGACAUGCCGUGUGAAUGUCGGAGGAAAACGGUUUGACCUCUCUGCUUUGGUCAGGGAGACUGGUGAGAACUGGGAUGUGCUAUCAGGGGAAGAUGAGAGUGAUGACCUUGUGGUCAACAUCUGCCAUGAUGUCUUGCUCUCUGGGAAAGCCAACUCCUGCCCGCCGGGGUCAGCUGUUUGUGCUGUAGGCAAGAACGGAGCAGUCAGCCUUGGUAAAUAUACUGACCCUCUGAGCUAUGAUGCAGCCAGCAAGUCUCUGAAGCUCACUUACACCAAUGGGGCUCAUACUGAGAACAACUGCGCUAGGAAGACCACCAUCAACUUCUUCUGUAGCCCAGGUGACCUUGAGAGCGCCCCUGUGCUGGUGCACAAGUCAGAAGACAGCUGCUACUACGAGCUGGAGUGGCACACCUCGGCCGCCUGCGUGCUAUCACAUCAGACGGGAGACAAAUGCCGAGUGGUGGACAACGAUGCUGGGUAUGUGUUUGACCUGACACCGCUGACUGUACGAGAGAAGGGAAAUUCAUACAUGACCAGCUCCCUAGGACAUAACUAUCUACUCAACGUGUGUGCGGCCGUCAAAGAUGACAACUACUGCAAGGACGCCCCUCACGACAACGCUGCCAUAUGCCAGGUGGAGCGAUCUGCCAGCCAUGGUCAGGUAAAGAUCGGUGAACCGGCAUCUAAGCUGGAAUAUUUCGAUGGAGUUUUGAAUCUCACCUAUACGAACGGGGAGCCGUACAACAAUCCUGGCAAGACAGCCAGGAUGGCAGAGAUUGCCUUUCUGUGUGACAUGGCAGCAGGAACGGGCAGGCCAGAGUUCCUGGAGGAGAAAAACUUCACGUACGCAUUCAAGUGGCGCACCAGUUACGCUUGCCCCACACCACCACUGGAGUGUGUGGUGACAGAUGACGACAGUCAACAGCAGUUUGAUUUAUCCAGCCUUGCCAGAGUCUCAGAGAACUGGUCAGUGAUGAGGGGUCAUGGGCCAGAUGACAGGCAGAAGUUUUACAUCAACAUCUGCCGUCCGGUGGCGCCGGUGAAGGGCGUCCAGUGUGGCAGGUUUGCCGCAGUCUGUGCUACCAGUGUGGAUCAACACGGAAAUGAGAAACUGUUUCAUGGAAGCCUGGGAAAAGCAGAGUCACCUCCUGAGAUUGAGAGGUCAAUCUCCGGUGUGAAGCUCACUUACACCAACGGAGACAACUGCGAGGACGGGGGUGUCAAGAAGAAAUUCAAAACUUCCAUUCAUUUUGUCUGUGCGCAUGGAAGAAUGUCGGAGGGCCCGAUCUCCCCUCAGCAAGUGAGCCCAUGUGAGUACUCCAUCUUGUGGCAGACAUCUGCCGCCUGUGCUGUGGACGAUAUGAAGAACGACACAGCCUGCAUGGUGCGGGACCCAAACUCUGACUUUAUGUUCAACUUGAAGCCGCUCUCAAAACUUGGUGGUUACGAUGUGAAGAGCGCCGAUGGCUCAGAGGCUUACAAAAUCAACAUCUGCGGUAGUCUUCCCGAGUCAGUUUGUGCCAAAUUUGACGGGAAGCACCCAACUUCCGUGUGUCAGAUUGGAACAGACAAGAACAUUCCACGAGCUGCCUUUACCUCAGACCUUGAGUAUACAAGCCAAGGGGAGCUAACCAUCACAUAUCCUGGGGGCGUGGACCAGUACACGGGCACGCAGCGGAACUAUAUCAUCAACUUCUUCUGUGACCGCGCGGCACAGGACCCGCGUAUGAGCUACGAGAGUCAUGACCAGAUCUCCACCGUGUUCCGUGUAGAGACAGCCCUGGCCUGCGCCUCCAAACCCGUGGACUGCGUAGUACAGGACAGAGAGGGGAGGCAAUAUGAUCUGACCCCUCUGGCUCGCAGUACCGGGAACUGGGUGGUCAUCGACACAAGGUCCACGCACAAAGAUCUCCGCUAUCACAUCAACGUGUGUAGACCGGUCAAUCCCACCGCUGAGAUGACCUGCCCAGGAGGGGCUGUGGGCGGCUGCCAGACGAGCACGAACAGUCAGAGCCACGGCUUCAGCUUAGGGUAUGUUCAGUCCCAGCCGGUGGUGGCCCCAGACGGUGGCGCCAUCUCCAUCCGCUACACAGGGGGAGACAAAUGCCACAAGGGCACUGAAAAAGAGGCUUUCCGCUCCACCCAGAUCACAUUCAUCUGUGCCAGUGUAGAGGGCAGUCCUACGUUUGAGGGAGAAAGUGACACUUGUGAGUACAGCUUUGUCUGGAGAACCCCCAGUGCCUGUGCUCAGCACGUUGAAACUGGUACCAACUGUAAAGUCAUAGAUCCGCUCUACAACUUUGAGUUUGAUUUGAGCCCUCUGCGGAAGACGACGAACAACUACAAGGUAAAGGGAGAUGAGUACGAAUUUCUGCUCAACGUUUGUGGCCCUCUGGUGAAUGGUCCUGGGUCCUGCAGUGGGGCGCAUGUUGGAGCAUGUCAGAAUGGCUCAACUCUUAAGUCGCCGAUUGAGACAGGGAUGUAUAACAGCAACCCCAUAUACGACUCUGGUCAAAUCUCACUGGUGUACUCGGAUGGACGGUCAAGCUGUCACCAUAAGUACAAUCGUACGACAGUCAUCUAUUUCCUGUGUGACCACAGUGAAAGUGGUGAAGGAGGGCCACGCUAUGUAGAAGAACAGUCUGACUGUACCUAUGUGUUUGAGUGGCCAACCCAGAGGGCUUGUCCUCCUCACCAAGUGACUGACUGCACUUUCCGCAUCGGAAAUGAUGUCUAUGACCUCUCUCGACUCUCAAGGUCAGAUGGAAACUAUGAGCGAACAUAUUCUCAAACGACGUACAUCCUCAACAUAUGCCGCUCGUUGGUGCAUAAGAAAGGUCAAACUUGCCCCUUCGAGUCGGCUGCCUGUAUGAUCGAUGAUUCCGAGAAAGACCCAAAAAAGAAGUUCCACAACAUCGGGGAGGUGACAAGCCGCUCUCUCAACAUUCAGCACAAGACUCUGAUGCUGAAGUACGAGCACGGAGAACUCUGCAAGGACGGGAAGACGCAGCGGUCCACAGUCAUCCUCUUUGAUUGCGACAAAAAUUCGGAUGCAUUGGGCAGUCCCGAUGGCCACUUCAUGGUAGAUUGCCAGGACACAUUCACCUGGACGUCCAGUGCGGCUUGCCCACUGUCUCUUGAUCCCGGUAGCAAAGUUGAUGCCAGCGACUUUGGCAACUGCACUGUGAAGAACCCAGACACAGGGUAUGAAUUUGACUUGACUGGUCUUCGAAAAAGUGAAGGUUACACGACAUACGACAGAAACGGCCAUGAGUUUAGCCUCAAUGUCUGUGCCUGGCUUCAGAGUACAGAGAAAUGUGCUAAUGGGACAGCCGUGUGUCAGACUGACCGGCUAGGUGCUAAGGCCAGUGUGAGCACCGGCUCGGCCAAUGCCCGGCUGCAGUAUCUGGAUGGAGUUCUGGCCCUUCACUACAAGAGCGGGGACAAGUGCAACGAACAGGGAAUGACGCGUGAAACGUUCAUCAACUUUGUUUGUGUCCCCGGGGCCGGCAAGGGGGUGCCCAUCUUCAUUGACAAGUCUGGAGACUGUCUCUACUACUUUGACUGGCAGACAGAGCUGGCUUGUGAGACGGAGGUGAGCUGUGAGGUCAAGACUGAUGGGGGGUUCACCCUGGACUUCUCUCCUCUCAUCAUGAAGUCUGGUCAGUACAAUGUCCUGCCAGCAGGCGCCGGUGGCCAUAAGACAGCUGGGAUGAUCUACGUUAAUCUCUGUCGACCUUUAAACCCAAUCUUUGGCACCCUGUGCCCGCCUGGGUCAGGUGCUUGCAUGGUGCGGGGAGCAGAAAAACCACUGAGUUUGGGUCGUAUACGUCAGGCUCCUGUAUAUGAUAAAUAUACAAAGGAGGCCCGACUUAUUUAUGACCACGGCAGCCCCUGCCCAUCUAAGAAGGCUGUCAGCUUGUCAUCCGUCAUCAUCCUCAAAUGUGGCCACAUGAAGUUCUCGGACCCAGAACUCACUGAUGUGGUAGAUAGCUGCCGGUAUGUAUUUACAUGGGAAACUCCCGAGGCUUGUGAAGGGAAGACCACACAGAAAUUGCACCCAAACUGCACCUACUAUGACUCAGAGGCCCAGGUCACCUAUGACCUUUCACCCUUGUCAGACCCUGUCCCAGUGUCUUCGUCCCAUGGGGGCUCGUACCAGGUUCUGGUGUGUGGACAUCUCCAGGACAAAGGGGAGAAAGGGGAAGCAUCUUGUGCUGGUUCGGCUGUCUGUCUCUCGGGGGCCAAGGACAAAGAUGGUUCUUUUGGUAACCCUGAGCAUGGGAUGUUCCGCAAAAACAGCUUCACGGUGGACCUACAGUUUACACAGGGGAAAAAAUGUGGUGGUUCAGAUUCUAGUCGUGCAAUGUCGACCAUCUACUUCAAGUGUGACAGAACAGCUGGCAAUGGUCGACCAAUGGUCAUUUAUGACAAAGAGUGUGAGGUGGCCUUACGCUGGCCAACCAGCCUGGUGUGUCCACCAAUCAGAAAGAAGUGUGUGGUGGGGAGCAGGGGAUCACUGUUUGACCUGAGCUUCCUGUCCCAGGACACGGGCAGCUGGAACUACACAGACAGUCAGGGCAAUGUGUAUUGGAUGAAUCUUUGUCAGCCUCUUCACGGCCAGCCAGAGAGCCAGGGAUGUUCCCCCGGUGCAGCUGUGUGCAUGAAGACAAAAACCGGGAUGGUGCACACUUUAGGCAAACUGGAGACACAAGUCAUGUUUGUGGAGAAGAACAGUGGAAGCAGCAACAGCACUGUAGUGGUGGGGUACUCCGAGGGCGAUGCAGUCGCAUGCCAGGCUGGUAGACGCAGACGCAGCGAUCUGUCUCCCAAAGUCAUCAUCAGACUGACCUGUGGCCAGACAGUGGGUGCACCGGUCUACUUGGAGCACAGAGUUGACAAUGCUGCGAAGUGCAUCUUUGAAUUCACCUGGGCGUCAAGGCUAGCCUGUCCUACAGAAACAGCUCCUGUCAAAGCUGACAUGAAAGAUGGACAGAUCCUUGACAAGAGAACAGGCAGAACCAUUGACCUUCGUCCUCUCCUCAACAGUGAUAAGGCCCACACAGUGCAGGUUCACAACAAGAAGUAUCUGAUCAGCCUGUCAGGUCCGGUUCAACCAGACUCGACUUCCUCACAACUCACACACUGGGCCUGUGACAGCGCUGCUGUCUGUGAUAUCACCAACGGCCAGUCAGCAGCCCGCAACUUGGGCAGUUUCAAGAGCUUGACAUACUUUCUGCUAGAUGAGCGUCUGGAGGUUGAGUUUACCGCCCCGGAGAAGUGCCCAGGCAACCAAAGCAGCAGCCACGUCACCACCACCAUCAUCUUCAACUGUAUCAGCGACAAAGCUCAAACGGAGCCGGAGUUCUUGUAUCAAGCCCAGGACUGUGGCUACAUUUUCAACUGGGACACCAGUCUUGUCUGCCUGCAUGCCGCUCCGUCGGUGAUCAAGCCAUCAGCUGGCAGUGGCAUGGGCAGCAAGGCAUCCGGCUCAGACUCGAAGGAUAGCGUGCCCAAGGUGGUCGUCGGGGUAACCGUCUUCCUGCUGAUUGCUCUGGCCUGCAUUGUAGUGCUUGUCCUUCAUAAGGCUGAGAGAAGUUGGGACAAAACGACAGCCUUGCAAAUGACGAUGGUGAUGACGAUGAUCCUUUCAACCCGUUUAACGAACCGGACGAGGAGGCGGAAAUCGACAACAGUCAGCUUCCACCUCGAGUCAGCACCUACCACGACGACAGUGAUGAAGACAUGUUGCUAUAGUCCGUCUUUGUCUUGGUCUCUCUUUCUCUAUUUCUGUCUAUCUCACUCUCCCUCUGGAGCAGGCUUUUUUUCUGUCUUUUUCAAAUUGGCUAGAUUAUUGCUAACAUAGUCCAUGCCUCUGUCAUUUUGGAUCUGAAAGAGGAGGAAGAGCAGGCAGUUCCUUGAAAAAGGUAUGAGAUGAGGAGAGGUGUGGAAAGAGACGGGGGGAUGGGCUGGUUGGAAGAGAUGCUGGGAUAGGUUGGGAGAAAUGAAGCCUGUUUGCUAUCUGCUGGAGCCAUAAAAAUUUGAAUAUUGCUUUACGAUGAUUGCAACUGUAAGGACUGUGAAUGGGGUUAGUGGGAGGCUGGUUGUUGCAGCAGUGAGGGCUAGGCUGAGACUUAUGCUCACUGUCCUCCUGACCUUCUGUGAGGGAUUUGAUCUCCAACAAAUGCAGGGAAAAUAUUGCCACUAUUGACUGACCCAGUUGUGAUCUUAAGUAUUGUAUAUAUUUAACACAUAACCUACUAUGGGAGUUUGAUUCUGUUGCCUCCGUGCGCUCCACAGAAAAAUCUUUUAUAUCUUGAGGACCACACAAAAAUGUAAAAAAAUUCACACUGCAUCACAAUUUAUGAAGUGUGAAGUGUUUCAAGCAUCUUGUACAUUUAUUCUCUAUGUAUGUCCUUAAUGUAUUAACUCCUUACAAGCCACAUGUCCCAGACUCUCUCUCGAGUUUCUAGUUUAAGUUUCACAGAAGUAUUUCAUCUCAUACAUUUGUCUUGCCUUGUAACUAAUAACUAAAGAUAAGAAUUUAAUUUGAUUUUGAAUCAAAGUACAUAAGGGAAGGUUGCUAAGCAGGCAUUGAAAGGGACAUAACUUAUUUUCUCAUUGUCUUAAUCCUUGCAUUGCAGUCACUACAACAUGCCGUGUGUCAGGGGAUAAUAGGAACUAAAAUUUCCGAAUCUGAACUCAUCGCAUGAGCUGUAGGCACAGAGCGUCCCAGUCACUACUCGUUCUAUUCACAGACAGGGCCACAAAAUGGGUUAAUGUAUUUUGGACAUUAUUUUCAGAUAUGACUUGCAAGAUGUAGAAAAUCAUGUGCUUGAUAUUUAUGAUUCAAAACUAGUUUGUCAUACUACCUGUAUUGAUAAUUGAUAUAAUUCCUUUUGAAGUAUUGUCAAAGGAGUGGCGGUGAUGUUGGUAAUGUUAUCUCCUCGGGGGUCAGUUCUGAUUUGGUUGUUCCUUUCUAUUGAUCUUCACUCCAUCACUAACUUGUUUUUUACUCAAGCAGACGUGGUAUACAAGGUCAGAUAUGAUACUUAGUAGCCAGUAAAUGUCAAGCCCUAUAUGGUUCAUUAUAUUGUAACAGAGGGCCAUGAUGUAACUGUGUUUUGUUUCACCACUUACUUUAUUUCCUUUAUGAUUUGAUUUCACUUUCAACAUUCAUUUAAGACCUCCCUGACAAGACCCCCAAGGGAGCUUGUCACGUCUCUCAAAUUUUUGCCUGUAUUUCAGAUGGUCUGAGCUUAGUUUGAACUGAUAUGUGGUGUAGUGGGUGGAGGGAGAGAAGGUAUUGUGUGGAGAACUUGCUGUGAAUACCUACAAUAUUUUCCUGCUUUACAAAAAUACUCAAUUUUGCAGAUGGCUGUAUUUUUUGGUCUAAGUUUGGGCUAUUAUUGAGGGGGGGAAAAGGGGUGGGGUGUAGGAGGAACCAUAAUACAUGUUCAUGUUUUUAGUGGACUGUUCCUUAUUUGUCACCUACUGUAAGUCUUUGACUAAGAAGUUGGUGGGUUCAGAAACUUUUUAUAAGAGUUUUUACUUUUUGUAAUCAUUUUGCAUGGUGACCAGCACAUACUCUGUUUGGGUCAAGAUCUGUUAUGUUUUUGAAGGAAUUCUAUCAUCCCUUCCUGAACACAAGUAAUAGUGACAGGUAGACUUGUAACGUCUGCAUCUGACAUCAUGGUUAUAAUGUUGGUUUUCUUUUUAAUGUAUCGUUUACCAAUUGUGUUUCUGAAAAAUAUUGCCUCUGAUUAUUACAAAUGCAGAAGUCAAAUUUGUAUAAUAUCUUGUGCCUGACAAGCAGUAGCAGACUGCUUAAUAAUUUAGGCAGAAUAGGAAAACUAUAUUUCGGUAUCACGUCCAGCUUUGAAACUUGUCGGAUUUGUCUACUUUGUCUGUGAAUUUUCCCUUUAGUCCCAUUUUUCUUCAGCCUACAGAGAAAAUUUAUAAACAGCUUAACAAACCAUUGAAUGUUUGCCUUCCAACCUUGUUUGUGUAUUUGUUAUGCAUCUGAACAAUUUACACUUUCAUGACAUGACAGUGUUGGGAUUUCUUUGAUUAAAUGGGCUUUCAUCAGUUCUGUUUGAUGCUAUGUUCGUCGCUGUCUUGUACAAGCCUCCCGUCUCCAUGUAUGGGCAUGAAGGAGAUGUUGACAUGACAGCAAGGCUUUUAUGAUAUAGAAGUACUUCUCUAUAUGUGUUGUAUGAACUACAUCUUUGUUAUGUUGUAUUUGGUACCUCUCAUUCGGUGUCAUAAUUAGUGCCCUUCAAUUUUAAAAAAUGUUUCAUCAAAGUAUUUCUGUUUGUUUUGUGUACUGAAUGCAAGUGUCAUCUAAGUAUGUUAGUGGGCACUUCACAAACAUAAAUGUGACCCAAAGGCAUGUUGCUUUUCCAGCUCAUGCCCCAUGUUUUCAACCUCCUGAACAGACAGGUCACCUGCGUCAUCUCUGUGAGACUUCCUCUUGACUUGCUGGCAUAUUGAUGUACGUAACAUUGGGCCGCAACUGUCAGUUUCAAAGGGGUUUUUUUCAUGUGUAUGGUGAGAAUUGUUGUCCUUCAUGUGUAUAUAUAUUUCAACUUAAUCAUCAGAUCAUGUUAACAUUGCUAGAUGUGGUUAACAAUUCUUUGCCAAAUAUGCUAAAGAACAGACUGUAUGUUCUUGUUAGUGGUACUGCAGUCGAAAUUGUUCAAGAUGGCCGCUUAUUGUCAAAGAGAAAAAUGUUUUUCUUAGACAGGUGUACCUCUUGGGCAGUGACAUUAUAAUAUUUAAAAAAAUCAAAGCACAGGGUGGGGGGGGGGGUGUUUGUACAAGUGAUUGUCUUAGACAGUUGGUUGUUAAAGCAGGUUUGACAGUAGUUCUAUGUAUAGUCCCAUUGGCAUACUGUGAAAGAACUUUGUUGUACUAUCUGUUUGACUCCAUAUAUCAUUGCAUGUUGUCUUAAUAUGUAUGACUGAUUUAUUGUAAAUGUUUUUUCUGCUUCUGUCAACACAGUAUAGAUCAUUUAGACAGCUGUUAAGAAUUGGAGCAUGAAAGUUUGGGUUCCGUCAUCAGUGUCAAGUGCACACUAUGUGUGUCUGAAGAUGAAAGGUUCAUUUCAUCAUUUCAAAAUAUAAACUCGCGAUCAAAGUAUUAUCUUACACAGGAUAAAAAAUAUUCUGACUAGUGAAAAGCUGGGUGGAAAAUGUGUCUUUUAUCAGUAUGAAAUUUGACUGAAAUCAGAGCAGCAUUCUUUCUCACAGGAAUGCUCAGCUAGUGGUUGUUAACAAAAAAUUUGGCAUAAGUAUAUUAGUUUGGGUAAAGAUGAAUUCUUAAUAUUUGUCUGUGAAUCUGUCAACUCUGUCUGGCUUAAGUGAUGAAACUAGCAGACUCUCCAUCCAGCACACACAAUACAGUCAAGUCCUCGUAAACGGAGCAUGUUUCAUUUGAAAACAACGGUCAACCGGAAAAAAUUAAAAAUCAUUUUUUCCCCUUCUAUUUGAGCAGCCUUUCUAAUCUGAAAACUAAACUAAACCAAAGAAAAUUCGGCAGUUCAGCAGAUUUCGUUUUAAUCAGACUCCACAGUAGCUCAAUCCUGUGUAGGGACCCUUUUAUUAUAGUGUGCCCAUUUCUCAGCUGGCUAGGAUGAAGUGUCCUAAACAUUACAAGUCCCAGAUUUCCCCUUAAAGGCAGGGGUGAAGCAACACGCCUCCUAAAUUAUCUAAAUUGUUUUUGAUAGGAGGUGUAAGAUGUGUACAAUGAAUCUUUGUCAAGGGCAGGCUUCUUCUUCUUGCAUGUUUGUUGUGAAUGCAUGCAUGGCUGUGUGUAAAUUUUCAAACCUUUUGAAUGCCUUUACAAAAUCGUUUUGAAACAAGUUAUGAAUGUGAGGCAAGAGAAACGUGAUUUGAGAUUUUAAUGAUGUUUUGUGUACAUUCCAUCGAGAUUUUUUGUCCCAUCUCUUUCAAGCAGGUGAUAUCUUUGAAACUUCAGACCUGGAUGAAUAUGACAAAAUCUUGAAAUAAUUAUGUCCCUGAUUUUUUCCCUGUUUGUGUCCUCACAGAAUUUCCAUUUGAUUCUGAUCUUCUCUGACAUACAGUAUCUGUUACCUGACUUUUGGUUGUAAUCUUUUUUGUUUGUUUGUUUGUUUUUUUUAUAAUUUUUAUUUGAAGGCUUGUUGGCAUAUAUAAUUUGCACAAUUGUACGAUGUGAUGCAAGGCCAUUGUGUAAGGAAUGCCAUGGUGGAUCCAUUCGAUUUUGUUCUAAGCCAUUAUUGAAUCUGUUAUUACACAUCAACAGAAGAUUGUGAUCACUAACAUGUAAUUUGAUACUUUAUCUCAUAAAGCACUACGGUAAUGCAGCCUCAGAAAAGUCCAUCCUCAUGAUUAAGCCCCAUGUUGUGUUCAGUUGACCAGCUCCCUGUUUGAUGUAAGUUUUUACUACAAGUUCCGAUUUUUGUCCCGUCAGGUGAAAUUGCACACAGCUUUCAUCGUGCUCUGUUCUGCCUGUUUGUUGUAUGUGUACCGUCCACCAAUGCCAUUUUGGUUUGGGACACUUUACUGAUCUAAUGUUAAAGGUCUGAAUUCUCCUCAAGAACCUUUUUCUUCAGCGUUUUCAUAUCAGUAGUGUACAGAACCCUCAAGACUUUUUCCUCUGAUUCUCGGUGUUCCUUAUUGUCCAAAACUGCUGGAGCAAUGCACGUCCAUGCUGUCAGAAUGUACUAGUGAUGUAGCUCUCUGCAACAUGUUUUCUUUGCUAAGUCAUUUGUGUGAUGAGGCAAGGAACACCAGGGGUAAAAAAAAACUCACUGAUAAAGGUGGACCCAUUUCAGGUCUCUGGUCAAAAUAUGAGUUCUCAAUGCAAAUCAUUUUUCAGAACUUACCUUUCCAAAACCCUCAACAGAAAACUGAAAAAUAUUUUGAGACUUGACAUUCUGCAAAAUCCUCAAAUUUCAAAAGCCUUCGUUAUUAUAUCUGAGAAUUAGUUUUUUGCUUCAUUUUUCUUUCCUUGGUGUUUUUCCAGUGCCUCCAGAUAAUUGUCAACUCUCUGUCUUUGUAGGCUACUGCUUCUAUGGGUCAUUGUCUUUCCUAGCAAUUUUUUGCUGCAAAUGUGUAUUGAUGUGGCUCAUAGCAGGUGAGUAAGGCAAUAUUUCUUGUUAAACGUUGGCUUCCCUGUACGCUACAUCUACAAGUCACUCUGUACAAAAGACAUGGAGUCAGACUUGAGUGUCACUGCUAGCGCUGUCUUCAGACUAUCUAAUAUGAUACUAAUACGUUGUCAGCCUGUGGUUUUCAUUCUAACCCCCAAAGUUCCUGAAAUGCUGCUUUACUUUACAAAACCGAUACUUAUGACGUGCAGUGGACAACCUGUUUUUUUUGGGGGGGGAGGAGGGGGUGAUAGUCAAUGGUGUAAUCAAACCCUUGACAAAGACGAGAAGAAAAUAAGGUUUAUUUUUCAAACAUUGGAUUGUGUGAAAGUGGUGUGAAAUUGUACAGGUUUAAUGCCCCAUGCAACACUGUAAAGUUAUAUAUAAGAUUAAGAGGCUGUACUUCCAAAUUUAAGAUCCAUCUCUGAUGGAACUGAAACUAAUGGCAAAAUUCGUGUAAAGUGUCUUUCCCAAGGACACAGUCUCUGAACAAGCCAGACCUCGAACCCCCAAUCUUGCAAAUUCAGGAUUGUGAGUCAGGUAGCUAAUCACAAGUCUACGAACACCAUGUUAUUGUUUUGUUCCGCGACAUCAAAUGUUGAAAAGGUCGAGAAUAUUAAAGAGAAUAUUAAAUUAUAAAAUUUACAGGGAUUUUGAUAUACUGGCUACCAUUUUGUCAACGACUUUGACAGUGUUUGUAAUUUUGUCGCUGUAGGAACUCAGCUGACAGAUUUUUAUCUUUAAAAUGUUGUAAUAAACAUAGAUAGUCAUUGUUCUCUUACUUUCUUGUCCAAGUUUUCACACUUGUUCAAACUGUUUGGGUUUUUUAAAUGCUUUUUUGCCUUUCGUUUUGUUAUAUAUAUAUAUAUAUAAUCACAAGUAUAACUAUAUCAAAAAAGUAACUAUGUAAAAUGUCUCAGUCUGUGGGAGAAGUCAUGUGACUUUCACAGUUCACUGUACUUGGUCUGAGGAAACAUCUCAAGAGAAGGUAGCAUACCAAAAUUAUUGAUGUGUGCAUUUUGGAAAACAGCUUAACAAUGUUAAUGGAACAAACAUAAUUUUUAACAUGUUGAAAUUAAUGGGUUUUGUCUCUCUGCUGUGUUCUGUCUAGACAUUUGAGAUGGCUUUACGUUCAUCCCUGAAUGUUGUCAUGGACUUGACAUUUUUGUCCUCUUGGCUUAUAACUUAUAGCUGUUAAAAUCAUUGAGGAAAAAGUCAAAGGCCAAUUUUCCGGAGCUCCGUUAUGAGUACAUGUACCUGUAGUGAGACACUUGUCGCAGCUUUUAUUGUUUCAAUGACGACUCAUUAUUCCCCCUCGCUUGAAAGCAUGAACAUAGAUUUUUUGAGCGCCUAGAGCAAAGUCUCUCCAUGUUUCCAGUGUUUCAGAUCACACGCUGGUCAUUGAUUAGCUAUAUUAUUAUUCAUCCUUCUCUCCUUCUGUAAUUCUUGUAUGUGUACACAAUUGUAAUGAUGGUGUGUGGGGUCUUUAUUUAAGGUACUCUAUUUGCAUUGUUGUAUCUGUGUAUUUGUCCGUCUUUGUUCUUUGUGUUGCUUUAAAUUUAUUUUUUUAUACUAGAUACUUGAAUAUGAAGAGGAAUUAAAAACGCACUUGGAAAUCUC
Aplysia californica (California sea hare) is the source of this 14235-nucleotide messenger RNA. RefSeq names its product cation-independent mannose-6-phosphate receptor. The record is from RefSeq and is a predicted model, not a curated record. Gene Ontology annotation, biological process: lysosomal transport. Gene Ontology annotation, molecular function: D-mannose binding; signaling receptor activity. Gene Ontology annotation, cellular component: trans-Golgi network. Lineage: Eukaryota; Metazoa; Mollusca; Gastropoda; Aplysiida; Aplysiidae.